AGAAGUCAAUUACUGUCUAGAGAUGGAAAACAGGAUUUAAUGACACUUUCUACACGUGUAGGAAAUGUGACUCUACCCCUGCAACACACACAACUCCAAAAUGGAUAAGACCUCCCACAAUUCAAUAUAAAAAUCAUCUUGCAUUCACCACCUUCAUCGCACCCACAAUUCAGAAAGCUCCAUCCUUGAAGAGAAAUUUUGGGUGUUUUAGCUAUGGAGAGGAGUGAAGCACAUGUGACAUCGGGUAAGAUUUCUGGGCUUCAGGUGCAGCAGCCACUGCCGCGUGCGGUGUCGCCGCCUCGGCCUAGCCCGCUGAGGAAGACGAUCCUAGUGGCUGCAAUCGCUGCUGGGAUUCAGUUCGGGUGGGCUCUGCAGCUGUCUCUUCUGACCCCCUAUGUGCAGCUUUUGGGUAUUCCUCACAAAUGGGCCUCUUUAAUCUGGCUCUGUGGGCCGGUUUCCGGCAUGGUAGUCCAGCCCAUUGUGGGUUAUUACAGUGACCGGUGCACCUCUCGGUUUGGCCGUCGUCGGCCCUUCAUCGCCUCCAGUGUCGCCUUGGUCGCCACCGCGGUUGUCCUUAUCGGUUUUGCGGCGGACCUCGGCCACCUCUUCGGGGAUUCCUUGGAUAGCGAAAUGAAGCCACGGGCGAUAAUAUUGUUCGUCAUCGGAUUCUGGAUCCUUGACGUCGGUAACAACAUGUUACAGGGGCCGUGCAGGGCGUUUCUGGCGGAUCUUUCAGGGAACAACCAGAAAAGAGUGCGUGCCGCCAACGCCUUCUUCUCCUUCUUCUUGGCAGUUGGCAACGUUCUCGGAUGCGCCGCCGGCUCCUAUAGCAAGCUCCACAAGAUAUUCCCAUUCACAACCACAAAAGCCUGUGAUAUUUACUGCGCCAAUUUGAAGAGCUGCUUUUUCUUCUCCAUUGUGCUUUUAAUAACCCUGACUACAAUAGCCCUCACGUACGUGCACGAACGGCCAUGGUCGCCGGAGAAUGGAAAUUCCGGCGAUGUGGGCAACGAAAUAGAGGAGGAGGAGGAGGAGGCGGAGGAAGCAGGGGAACCAACGCCGGUGCCAUUUUUUGGGGAAGUAGUCACGGCCUUGAAGGAGUUGAAAAGACCCAUGUGGGUCCUACUACUGGUGACGUGUCUCAACUGGAUUGCAUGGUUCCCUUUCCUACUGUUCGAUACUGAUUGGAUGGGGAGAGAGGUGUACGGCGGGCAGUCGGAAGGGGAUAAUCCUGGGUUGAAGAAAGCCUACAACAGCGGCGUCCGCGCCGGCGCAUUGGGGUUGAUGCUGAACUCGGUGGUUCUGGGGUUCACCUCACUCACCGUAGAGGUUUUAGCUCGUGCGGUCGGCGGGGUCAAGCGGCUUUGGGGCAUAGUCAACUUCUUACUAGCAAUUUGCUUGGCCAUGACCGUUUUGGUCACCAAAUUGGCAGAGUCUCACCGACGGUACGCCACAGUCAACGGUGCUGACGUGCUCUUAGCACCCCCUGGAGGAAUCAAGGCCGGUGCAUUGUCUAUAUUCGCGGUUCUCGGCAUACCCAUAGCCAUAACAUGUAGCAUUCCAUUUGCAUUGGCAUCUAUUUUUUCCAGUACUUCUGGUGCAGGUCAAGGGCUUUCCUUGGGAAUUUUGAAUCUUGCAAUAGUAAUCCCACAAGUAAUUUUGCUUACUCAUGCUAUUGCAUCUAUUUUUUUAAUUUGAAUAGCAUGUCAUAAAUGUGGCAACGUGAUUGAGGUUGUUGAUUUCCUAAAUCAACCCAUUCAGGAUAUGUUUGAAGAAUUUGUUUUGGGAAAGGUUUGGAUUUGAUCCUUCCUCUUAGAAACCCCAUUUUGCUUCGGGUUAGGUUUCGUGUUGAAACUAAUCCCACCGACUCAAAUUGAUGGAUUGAACCAAAUGGCAUUUCAUUUUCCCCUUCAUAAAUUCUUAGCUACCUCGUACAUAGGAAAUUGCCAUUAGCCGAGGAUAAUUACAACUACUAUUUGACUCUGUUUUGUGCAGAUGGUGGUGUCUGUAGGGGCCGGACCCUUUGAUGCAAUAUUUGGAGGUGGGAAUAUGCCUGCAUUUGUUCUAGGAGCCGUUGCAGCAGCGGCCAGUGGUAUAUUUGCGCUCACCAUGCUACCGUCUCCACCACCAGAUGUCCUGGUAGCCAAAGCUGCAGCUGCUUCUGGGUUUCAUUAACAAUGAAGAGGGUGUUUGAACUUUUUUCCUCGUAUUUUCUUCUUUCUUUCCAGGCGUAGAAAGAUUGUAGUGUGCUAUGGGAUAGCCAUCCUGGUUGAAAAAGAUUAGCCAGGAUGGCCAUAAGCUGUAAACGUGCUUAAGCAUGGUGAAUCAUGUUUUUAAAAAAAUCAAUUUCAUAGAUGUUU
Messenger RNA from Rubroshorea leprosula, 2360 nucleotides. Lineage: Eukaryota; Viridiplantae; Streptophyta; Magnoliopsida; Malvales; Dipterocarpaceae. The record is from the annotation of a GenBank genome assembly.